Molecule: messenger RNA, 2284 nt
Organism: Vicia villosa (hairy vetch)
Lineage: Eukaryota; Viridiplantae; Streptophyta; Magnoliopsida; Fabales; Fabaceae
Product: heterogeneous nuclear ribonucleoprotein 1-like
Exons: 12
Coding region: 1036-2043 (335 amino acids)
Molecular function (GO): RNA binding
Source: RefSeq, a predicted model, not a curated record
GUUGGCACUUAGCACAAAGGUUGUGAUUCUGACUGUCUGAGACGUAUAUACAUGCAGAACGAGCAGCGAGAGAGCGAGUGAAAGAGAGAAAUAGCGCACAUUUAGGGUCUUGGUCUUCCCCAAUACGAUAUCCCAAGGUGAGUGAAUGAGUGCGUAAUCCACUGAUUUCAUCCCAUUUGAUUUUCUUCUCCGAGUUGCAACUACGCAGUUGAAUUCGGAGCUCUCUCUAAACCCGAAAUUUCAUCUCGUAAAUGACGAUAACGACGACGAAAAUUGUGUGUGAGAUAGAAGUGUUUUUGUCAUUUGCAGGGAGCGAGUGUGAGAAAUUUAGAGAGAGAGGGUUGAGAGAUUCACGAAGAAGAGUUCGAGAGAUUUUUUUUCCUAUUUAUUUUUCAUGUUUUAGGGUUUUCACUCUCUCUGUAGCUUUAGAUUGCGUUUCUUUGAUCCCAAUUGAAUUUUUUCAUGGAGCAGCGAAAGCUUAUGGUUAGUUAUGCAUGUUGAAUUGAAAAUCCUGUUCUUGAAAAUCUUGCUUCGAAAAAAUUACGAAUUUAACUUUUUGUGCUCAUGAGAAUUGUAUCUUAGGUUACGGGUAUCCCGUGGGACGUUGAUAAUGAGGGCUUGAAAGAAUAUAUGAGCAAAUUUGGUGACCUAGAAGAUUGUUAUGUUAUAAAGGUUAGCUAUUGCUUUCGGUUAUUUUUUUCCUGUUAUUCUUGAGGAAGACCUAGAAAAACUAUAAGAGAAGUCAUUAAGAAAGAUCUCGAGAUUAACGAUUUGGAUAGAAGCAUGGUUCUUGAUAGAACAUUAUGGCGAAAGUUGAUCCAUAUAGCUGAUUCCACUUAGUGGGAUAAGGAGCGGUCAACUGGCCGGUCUCGCGGUUUUGGAUAUGUUACAUUUACAUCAGUGGAUGAUGCUAAGAAUGUGCUAUCCAGUGAACACAUUCUGGGCAAUAGGAUGCUGGAAGUCAAAGUGGCCACACCAAAGGUUUUAAGACGUAUACUAUAAAAUUAUGAUUAUUAACUUCUAGUCUACUCAUUAAUGGAGGAGAUGAGGGCACUCAAAAAGGUUUCCAGAAUCUUUGUGGCAAGGAUUGCCCCAUCAGUAACAGAAGCAGUUUUUAGGAGUCAUUUUGAGAAAUACGGUGAUAUAAUAGAUUUGUUUAUGCCAAAGGGUCGAGGAUCUAAACCACAUCGAGGAAUUGGUUUUAUCACUUUUGCAAGUGCAGAUUCUGUAGAGAGCUUGAUGAAAGAAAUCCAUGAACUGGGAGGAUCUGAUUUGGUGGUUGAUCGAGCAACACCUAAGGAAGAUGAUUUCAAGCCAAUUGGCAGAACCAGAACGUCACAAGGAGGAUAUGGUGCAUAUAAUAAUGCUUAUAUUUCUGCACCAACUAGAUAUGAAGCACUUGGUGCUCCGACUAUGUAUGACCAUCCCAGUUCAAUUUAUGGAAGGGGAGAGCCUGUUCGUGGAAUGAGCAAAAAGAUUUUUGUUGGCCAUCUUCCCCCGGAGGCAACCACAGAGGAUCUUCGCCUGUAUUUUGGAAGAUUUGGCCAUAUAUUAGAUGUUUAUAUUCCUAGGGAUGUCAAUAAAUCUGGUCAUAGAGGCUUUGGUUUUGUGACUUUUGCGGACUAUGGUGUUGCAGAUCAUGUCUCUCAAAGAUCUCAUGAAAUUUGUGGACAUCAGGUUGCCAUAGAUUCAGCUGCACCUCUUGAUGAUGCAGGGCCUAGUGGCAAUACUAUGGUGACUAGUAUGGAUUCUUUCAGGGCAUAUGGCGCUCCUGCGAGGCCAUAUUUUGAUCAUAGUCCUGCGAGGCCAUAUUUUGAUCAAAGUUCUGCAAGGCCUUAUUUUGAUCGAAGUUCUAUAAGGCCUUAUUUUGAUCAAAGUUCUAUAAGGCCUUAUUUUGAUCGAAGUUCUGUAAGGCCUUAUGUUGAUCAAAGUCCCGUGAGGCCUUAUGGGAGGAUGUACGAUAACUUGGAUCUCGACAAGUGGGGUUAUGGAGUUGCUAGUAGAAGACCAUCAAGAGCAGAUUGGAGGUAUAGACCAUACUAGGAUAGCAUGUUGCCACAUAAGCUUUCCAAUUUUCCAAAUGCUACUAUGGGUCUCAGGAAUUGAUGUGAAGGUCUUUAUCAAGAUGGUUUUAAAGUAUCAUCAACACUUAGAGUUGGAUUUUACAUGAUGCACUAAUUCAGAUUAAUUCUUUUUUGCCCACUGAACUUUAAUCUUGUAUUCACUUGUAAUAGUCAAUAUGAUUAAAUUAUAAAUUUUGAAAGGCAUGUUUUUGUUAUAAGAA